GACGGAGCAGCUCUUUCCGCCGCAGGGACAGCAGCAACCGUGCGCUCCUCCUCGGCUCGCGUCCGCCCCGUCGAACUUCGUUUCUCCCUUCUUCUCCUUCUUCCCGCGCCGGCUUCAUGGAGGGCUCCUCUUCGCCGCCGCCCGCCUACUCGGACCUCAGGCGGGGCCUGGGGAAGAGCAACAGCGGCGCCGACCUGCAGAUGAACGGCGACGAGGAGGCGCCGGGCCCCGAGGAAGAGGAGAUCCACGCGCCCAAAAACUACCUGUGGCUCAGCAUCCUUUCCUGCUUCUGCCCGUCCUACCCCAUCAACAUCGUGGCCUUCGUCUUCUCAGUGAUGGCAUUAAACAGUUACACACAGGGAGAUAUAGAGGGGUCAAAAAGACUGGGCCACACCGCACUCCUGGUUGCUAUCGCAGCGAUCCUCAUUGGCCUCGUGUUGAUCGGUAUCCUUUGUGCGGUUCAUUUCACUACGCACGUCAUCUGACAUCCAAGACUUAGGAUGGGAAGUGUUGCCCGUCUUCAAACCUCUGGGAAAGGCACAGGGAAUCUCUGGCAAAGGGAAGGAAAACAAGGAUCCUUCAGUCCAGACGGUUUGAUUCCAGUCGCUGGUGAACAGAUUGCGUCCGCUAUCGUUGUCCACAGUGCUGCAUAAACCGAGACGAGCAUCAAAAAGUAUUUCUUAAGGAAUGCUGUUAAUAGAGAAAUGCUUCCAAUUUGCUUUUCAAACCCCCAAACUCCAGGCCUCCGUUUUCAUGUAUGUUGGAGGUGGUACCUCUAUUCCUGCAACACACACAAACGCCUCUCCCUCCAUCCUACAUCGUAGGCAUUCAGGCUCACCCUUGUGUGCAACAUCGCCCGGGUCAGAGGCGUUGGCUGGCUGAACUUUUUGGAUCACUGAUGGAUGCAAGGACCGAGCUGGAGGAGCAGGCCGGACAAGGUGAUUUUUGGGUUGACUUCUGCUUCAGGUCCAUUGACCCCAUUGGAACCUCUCAGGAUAAAAAAUGAGAAUGCUUUCCCAGCCCAUCAUACAUCUUUGAUCUACUGCGGCUCAACCUUCUCUACAGCUUCAGAGUUAUCAUCUGAGUUUCUCAGUCUAGCAUGGAUAUUUAGAAAGCUACCUUGUUGGUCCAUCUUGCUUAGUAUUGUCUUAUGCAGCCCUCCAGGGUGUCAGACAGAGUUUUCUUGCUUAGUAUUGUCUUAUGCAGCCCUCCAGGGUGUCAGACAGAGUUCUCUUGCUUAGUAUUGUCUUAUGCAGCCCUCCAGGGUGUCAGACAGAGUUCUCUCCCAGUCCUACCUGGAGAUGCUUGGGACUUGAAUCUGAGACUUUCUGCAUGCAAAGUAGAUGCUCCACCAAUCCACUCUCUUUCUUCCUGAACUGCCUUCUCUCCAGCUUUCUCCCUGCUCUUUCUGCAAAACAGGCUUCUUCUUUUUCAGGAAUGUUUUGCCAUCUCUUUUUACAGAGUCCCAUUUCUUUGAUCAGGCCUCUGCUACGUGUUUGUGCUUGUCCGGCUGUGUAUGAUGUCAUGUGCGACUCAAGAGGACAACUCGUCCUGAGAGUCGGUGAAGGAUGGUGCUGGCGAAGGGAGAUCAGCCUGGCCUGCUCACGUGCCUUUAAGAACAACUCAAUCCACAGAAAUGAGCAGGCGGAGCUUUCCUCUGCAUGGAAAUUACAUUUAAACCACCUAACUUCCCCCAAAGAAUCCUGGGAACUGUAGUUCUGGGUAUUGUAAUCCUGGGCGUUGCAGUUCGGGGGUAAACUACAGUUCCCAGGAAUCUUUGGGGGAAAGCCAUGUGCUUUGAGUGUUAAAUUUGUAGGCAGAACACAUGACUGAAAAUCAAGCUUCAGUUAAAGGCACCAGCCAACUUUGGGGUGGCUGUAAAUUGGCAAGUGAAAUGUAAUCAGGCUUGACUUGCAUUUUGAUACCCUGUAGGAUAGGCAUCCCCAAACUCGGCCCUCCAGAUGUUUUGGAACUACAUCUCCCAUCACCCCUGGCUAACAGGACCAGUGGUCGGGGAUGAUGGGAAUUGUAGUCCCAAAACAUCUGGAGGGCCGGGUUUGGGGAUGCCUGCUGUAGGAAAGACUCUUUUCCCAUGCCAGAUCCUGAAUGGAAUGGGUUAUAGCCAAUGGUCAACCUACUCAGAGUGGAUCCAUUUAAAUUAAUUGACAUGUUUAACUGAAUUCUAUUAAUUUCAAUUGGCUAACUCCAACUUAGUUGGAUACAACAGAAUGGAAACUUUCUAUGGGGUAAGGAGAAUAAUUUUUAUUUUAUUUAUUAUUUAUUAAAUUUGUAUACCGCCCUAUAGAUCUCAGGGCGGUUCACAACAUAAAAUGCAUCCUCCCACCUGUACAAGUAAGGAAAUAUAAAAGUUUUAUCCCUUCCCUUCCAUCACCAUAAUCUAACUUAAGGGAUGUUACAAGGAACUUUCCCCAAGGGAUAAAGGGUAAUUGUGAUCACCCCGUGUCUGACUGUGGAUUUUUUUUUAAUUAUCACUUAAAUGUCAUGUCUGAAAAAAAAGGGGGGGAUUCAAUAAACUUGUAUUGGUUUGUAUAAUUCUUUGUUCAAAUAACUUUAAUGCUUUCUUGAGGACUUCUGUAAAGGAUCUGCUCCCCAGCGCAUGGGACACAACAGAGCAAGAAAAGGGUCAGAAAAGGGUCACUGAAAUGAUUGUGGGAAUGGCUGAAGCAUUUUCCUUACAAGGAAAGGCAAAAAUAAAAUGAAAAGCAUGUGGAAGAAAGACAAUGAAGGAUGAUAGUGGUUUAUAAAUUUAUAUGUGGUGUAGAGAACAGAGGAAGAAAAGAUGUAU
This is a messenger RNA of Podarcis raffonei (Aeolian wall lizard), 2806 nucleotides long. RefSeq names its product transmembrane protein 233 (gene TMEM233). Gene Ontology annotation, cellular component: membrane. The transcript has 3 exons. The coding region runs from base 117 to 485 and encodes 122 amino acids. The record is from RefSeq and is a predicted model, not a curated record. NCBI's taxonomy places the organism in Eukaryota, Metazoa, Chordata, Lepidosauria, Squamata, Lacertidae.